Messenger RNA from Pyrenophora tritici-repentis Pt-1C-BFP, 1731 nucleotides. The record is from RefSeq and is a predicted model, not a curated record. NCBI's taxonomy places the organism in Eukaryota, Fungi, Ascomycota, Dothideomycetes, Pleosporales, Pleosporaceae.
AUGGCGCCCUCUAGGUCUAGAAACCGUAGGAGCGAUAUACCGGAGUCCUCCUUGCUGGAAAUCGUCAAAUCAAGUUCUCCCGUCAAUGAAAUGGAAGGCAUCAAAUACCAUCCCGCUAUCUCUCAAGCGCCAGAAAUGCUGCAACUUCCAAAUGAGUUGCUUGAAACUAUAGCCUCACACCUAGUACCUUCGACAGUAGUGCACACACUCGAAGGUACAUCCGUAGGUCGCUACAGCUCCCUAGUCCGUCAAGGCACGCGAAAUGGUCGCUACAUGUUGCAGAGCUGGCCUCAUAUUAAGUAUCUUCGGGAGUUUUCUGCAUUGUUAAACCUUGCUCUCGUUUGCCGACGCUUCAGUUCGAUCGUCGAACGCGUGCUAUACCGCGACAUAUCUCUUCCGACUCCAUCACUACACAAGGUUAUCGGUUUCUUCCAAUAUCCUACAUCUUCCACGGCGCGGCUGACUCGUACUCUCAUUCACCGGCCGGAUCUCGCAGCUCGCAUAAAGUCCCUGAGAAUGUGGAUCCCGGAUAGAAGGUUGGUCUGGACAGCAAAUGAGCCCAACCUGCACCCGGAGAAUCCUUAUUAUGAUGUGUUCAAGAUAGCAUCUGACCAAGUCUACCGAUCUAAUUUGCCUUUGCUUGGUCGGACAUUCUGGGGUAGAGAGCUAGAGCGCUAUCAAGAAGUCGAUCUAAGCGCCUUUCUUCUCUGUCUGAUACCGCGACUUGAAUCACUGGAGCUUAUGUCUCCAUAUGCGGAGUUUGAGGACCUGGACCCGCGUGGCCGACAUCGAUCACCGAAUGAAAAACCCAACUAUGCUGCAUUUGAUAUGGCUCUCAGCAUCACCGACUCGAUCAAGUCAAUCUACGUCACUUCCCGCAUACCGCUUACUAUGCUGCCAUCGGCGUCGUUAACUGAGCUGACUUUAGACAUAAUGUUCUUUGCAGCCAGGGAUGAUUGGUUGGCAACCAGUUCGGUUCUACCAAACGUGCGCACCCUGAUCGUUGAGUUGAACGUUCCACUACUACGGGAUAUGCACUUCGGUACUGCGACACGAACAUUGGCUGGUCCGCGGUCGUUCUUGAAAUUCAUGGUACCGAACAUCGCGACAAUUGCCAUAGAACCCUGCAAAGGUACAGAUCCGGAAUGUGCUCCUCGUUUUGAUCGAUGGGGCGCAAUGAUUCCAGAGCCUAGAAUGGAUCGUGAUCCCCAGGAUGUCAAUGAGACAUUUGGAAUGAGACUAAUCGAUCAAUACUUCCUGAAUGAGAAGCUUUCCUUGCCAGCCAACUGGUAUGCCUCUGCUGGCAUGGGCGUCAGACCUAUGUGGAAUCUCAAACCUUUCAGUCGACUGCGGUCUCUUCUUCUUCCAAAGAUUGCGAUUAUCGCCAAUCCAUACGCAGAAGACUAUGACGAGAACGAGGACAAGAGACAAGCUGUCACCUUUCUACCCCGGUCACUGCAGGAACUCUGUAUCACACAAGUGGAUGUAGAAGUAUGUGAUUGGCUACAAGCGGGCUUUUCGCAAGCAGCUCAAGACGAAUAUGCUCUGCCGAGUCUGGAAAAGGUCACGUUGAUAUUUCGAGAUGAUCUUCAACCGGCACUUCCUAUCGGCUUCGUGCAUGACGCCAAUGAAGUUGGUGUCCAGGUAACUGCGGUCUGGAGGGGUGAGAUGCAAGUGUUGGAGGCGGACGCACCUGAAGAAUGGUCAUGUAACGUUGCGUAUCUUCCAUGA